Messenger RNA from Penicillium macrosclerotiorum, 1077 nucleotides. Its product is annotated as EBP2 family rRNA-processing protein. Lineage: Eukaryota; Fungi; Ascomycota; Eurotiomycetes; Eurotiales; Aspergillaceae. Gene Ontology annotation, biological process: ribosomal large subunit biogenesis; rRNA processing. The transcript is spliced from 2 exons. Bases 1 to 1077 code for a protein of 358 amino acids. Gene Ontology annotation, cellular component: nuclear periphery; preribosome, large subunit precursor; nucleolus. The record is from RefSeq and is a predicted model, not a curated record.
AUGGUCAAACGAAGCAAGCUCCUCCAGGCUCUCGACGAGCACAAGGGUCGGGACUAUGCUUCUGAGAAGCAGAAGAAGAUGGUCAAGGCCGCCGAAAAGCGCAAAGGCGUGAAGGCCGACACCAGCGUGAGCGUCGCUAAAGAGACCGAGGAAGUUGAUGAGGAUGUUGCUAGCUCCGAGCCUGAAGAGGAUGAGAAGGAACAAGAAGAGGAGGCUGAGGAAGCCACCGACAACUCCGCCGAGAACGAUGAGGACGAGGAUGAGGAUGAGGAAGACGAAGAAGAAGAUAUCCCGCUAUCAGACCUGGAAGAAGACGAGCGUGAGGACGUCGUCCCCCACCAGCGCCUCACCAUCAACAACUCCGCCGCUAUUACCUCCUCUCUCAAGCGCAUCUCAUUCAUCACAUCCCAGACACCAUUCUCUGAGCACAACUCACUAGUCUCCCAAGAGCCAAUCGAAGUGGAGGACCCUAAUGACGACCUCAACCGUGAACUGGCCUUCUACAAGGUCUGUCAGGCUGCCGCCAUUCAGGCCCGUGGCCUGCUGAAGAAAGAGGGUAUUUCCUUCACCCGCCCCGGUGACUACUUUGCCGAGAUGGUUAAGAACGACGAGCACAUGGACAAGAUCAAGAAGAAGCUGUACGAUGAGGCUGCUGGCAAGAAGGCCGCCGCGGAAGCACGCCGCCAGCGUGAUCUGAAGAAGUUCGGCAAGCAGGUGCAGGUCGCCAAGUUGCAGCAACGUCACAAGGAGAAGCGAGAGACUCUUGAGAAGAUCACCGCUUUGAAGAAGAAGCGCAAGGCUGACUCCGCUGCCCCUACUGACGACGCCAACGAUCUCUUCGACGUCGCCAUUGAAGAUGCUGGUAAGCCCGAGAAGCGCGGCCGUGACGGCGGCCCGGGUGCCAAGCGCCAGAAGCGAGACCAGAAGUUCGGCUUCGGUGGCAAGAAGCGUUUCUCCAAGAGCGGCGAUGCGAUGUCCAGUGGUGACAUGCGCGGUUUCUCUACAAAGAAGAUGAAGGCCGGUGGUGCGAAGCGGCCUGGCAAGAGCAAGCGAGCCGCGGCGAAGGGCCGUAACUAA